This is a messenger RNA of Myotis davidii, 2818 nucleotides long. RefSeq names its product CMRF35-like molecule 1. The coding region runs from base 41 to 967 and encodes 308 amino acids. The record is from RefSeq and is a predicted model, not a curated record. Gene Ontology annotation, molecular function: transmembrane signaling receptor activity. NCBI's taxonomy places the organism in Eukaryota, Metazoa, Chordata, Mammalia, Chiroptera, Vespertilionidae. Gene Ontology annotation, cellular component: plasma membrane. The transcript is spliced from 8 exons.
CCACGCCACUGUCGCCCACCAGGAUGGUCUGAAGGGAGCAAUGGAGAGGCGGGAGCUGCAGUGUAAAGCAGACUCAUCGUAUAUCAUCUCGGGACCAAAAGAAGUGAGAGGCGGGGAGUGGCACUCAUUGUCUGUGCAGUGUCACUAUGACCCAGGGUGGGAGACCUACAGGAAGUGGUGGUGCCGUGGGCAUGACUGGCUUAGCUGUGAGAUCCUCAUUAUAACCAAUGGAUCAGAGAUGGUGAAGAAGAACCGUGUGUCCAUCAGGGACCAUCCGAGAAGCCUCAUGUUCACUGUGAUCAUGAAGGAGCUCAGGCGGGAAGACACAGACACUUACUGGUGUGGGAUUGAGAGAACUGGAUCUGACCAUGGGGUCCCUGUUAAAGUGACCAUUGACCCAGCACCAACUACAGUGUUGACCCCCACCUCUGCCAUCACCUCCACUGCCAACGCGUUCACAGUACCAGACACCCCAGAAGACACCACAGGCUUCCUGAAUGUGACCAACCACCACUCCGAUGGCAGUGGCGACUCCCUGCAGCUCUGCAUCUCCCUGCCCCUCUUCAUUGUUCUGUUGCUGCUUGUCUUGGCGGCAGUCUCGCUGUUGGUGUGGAGAGUGGUGAGGCGACAGAAGGAAGCUGCUGGGAUACCCCCAGAGCAGGUGCUCCAGCCCCCGGAGGACAAUGUCUGCUAUGCCAACCUGAACCUGAAGCAGACAGAAGCCUCGCCCAGCUCCCCCAGGAAGAGGGCCCCCACGCAGCCCUCCUCCUCUGCCCAGGACGACCAGGGGGAAGUGGAGUACAUCACCAUGGCCCCCUUUCUGGGUUCGGAUGUUUUUUAUGAGGCUCUGUCUCUGGACACCUUGGAUCAGGACUCAAUCUACAGCAACACACAGGACCUCAUCACCCCCCUCCCAAGCAGGAGCCAGGAGGAGCUCAUCCAGUUCAGUGCCAUCAGGAAGCCUUAGCUGUGCAAGGACCCCCUGCCCAACCCCACAUGAGGCCUGUCAGCACAUUCCUGCCUCGUCUGCUUUCUGCUCCCAGUCCUCUCACCACUCCCAGCCCGGAACUGGGCUCCAAGCCUGGUCUCAGGGGGAUUCUGGGAGAUAGGAAGGGGUCUCCCACUUCCCUUCCUCUCCCUCAUAGUUUGGGAAGAGGCUGGGCUAUGGGCUGGGCAGCUGAGGGAGGAAUAAUGAUGAUCAUGACAAUAAUAGUAAUGAACCUUUAUUGCUGCCAUGUGUGGUGGGUUGAAUAUGAUUCUAUGUGUGCUAAUCUCCAGAACCCGUGAGCAUUAGCUUCUAUGGCCAUAGGGGCUGGGCAGAUGUAAUUCAAUGAAGGGUUUGGAGAUGCGGAGAUUAUUCUGCAUUAUCCCGGCAGGCCCUAAAUAGAACCACAAGGGUCCUCCUUAUAAGAGGGAGGCAAGAAGGUCACAAGAGAAGGGGCUGUGAUGACGGAAGCAGAGGUUGGAAUGAUGCGGCAAGGAGCCAAGGAAAGCUGUAGCCUCUAGAAGCUGGAAAAGUCAAGGACUGGAUGCGUCAGAAGGAACCAGCCUCGCGGAGACCCUGACUCCAGAACUGCAGGAGAAUAAAUGAACGUUGUUUACAUGAAGCCACUAAUUGAUGCGGCAGCAUUGGAAACGAACGCCCUAUUGUGGCAGGUGCUCUUUUUCCUAAGUGCUCUCCCUACAGUAACUCAUCCAAUCUUCACAGCAGCCCUCCUGGGCGCCUCCAUUACUGCCCCAUUUUACAGAUGAAGAGUCAAGGUCCAGAGAGGUUCAGUGACUUACCGAGUUUUUUCACCAGCAGACGGAUGAGUUGGAAUUUGAACUCGGGCAGAGUCUGGGCCACCACCCUGCACUGUGGGUCUAGGGAGGAUAGUGUGUGUGUGUGUGUGUGUGUGUGUGUGUGUGUGUGUGUGUCUGUGUGUGUGCGCGCAGGCACCUGCAUUCACACAGGGAUAGUUAGUGAACAUUUACAAACUCCGGACUGACCACGCUUCCUCUAGAGUCUGGGUAACCCUCUCUCCAGAGCAUGUCCCGAAUCCUGUCCAGUCCCAUUGUCUCCAUGGUGACCAGCCUCGUCCAAGCUGCCAUCCAUCCCCUGGCUGGAGUCCCUCUUUCCAUCUGUGUCCAUUCUUCCAGCAGCUAGACCUGCUCACUCCCUGCUUGUCACCCUCGGGCGGCUUCUUCCGCAGCCUAUGGGGCCACCGGGACCCCAUGGUCCCUGCCUGCGCCUAUGACCCUGUCUCUGCCAGCCUUCCUGCCCCUCGCUGUCCUUCACCCCCAGGGGCCUUCCUGCUGUCCUUGGAACUUAAUAAGGCUUGUUAACCCUCCCCUGAGGAUGUAUAUUUUUUCCGUUGAUUUUCUUAGAGAGAGUGGAAGGGAGAGGGGGAGAUAGAGAGACAGAGAUAGAGAGAAAACAUGAUGUGGGAGAAACACAUCAAUUGGUGGCCUCAGGGUCGGGGGCCUGGAAGUGUUUAGGGGCCAUUAUCAGCGGGUCCUGGGGCUGGCCUCACUUCUCACAGCUGUGGACACCCAAGGGGCCUGGGGAUGAUGGUGGCCAUGCCAGCAUGAUUCUGCUCUCCCUCCCGGGGGAAUUCCCUAGCAUGGCCACAGCUUUACGAUCCGAUCGUGGGGAAUUUGCAGAGCCCUGACAAGCUUACAUAUUCUUGGGCUGGUCAUUUGUGCUGCUGGGGUCAGAGAGAGACCGUGUGACCCUGGCCGUUUUAGGAUUUACACCGAACAGGAAGUGUCGACAGAGAGAUCUUUAAAUGGAAAAGGUCAACGUUGAGCAAAUUCAGAGUGAGUCAAAAUAGAAAAA